This is a messenger RNA of Anguilla anguilla (European eel), 7065 nucleotides long. Its product is annotated as scrapie-responsive protein 1-like. The transcript has 4 exons. The record is from RefSeq and is a predicted model, not a curated record. NCBI's taxonomy places the organism in Eukaryota, Metazoa, Chordata, Actinopteri, Anguilliformes, Anguillidae. The coding region runs from base 5439 to 5915 and encodes 158 amino acids.
CCACAACGAUUUUCCCGAAGGAAACAUGAGAUUAAACGUCCACUCUCUUCAUACUGCAUGUGCUGGCUUAAGUAAAUUUAGACCUGGCCAUCGCCUCCAAGACAGCUGCCUACUUCUUUGUAAUAGCUACCAUAAACCAAAGACUAAACAAAUGAAAAUCUCUCCAUCGUUCCUUUGUCCAGAAGUUUUUUUUUUCUUUCCCAAAAGCAACGGUACAACCAGACAGUUGACCUUUUUGUCGAACUGUACUUUUUUCUUACUCUUUUUUUGUGUAAUGUUAUGGAGAAGAUCAGGCCUGUGCCCUAUGGUGCUGUCAGUCGUGACAGUUCCCAGAUGGAGCCGCUACUGUAUGUGAGAUUGAGUUUCUCACCAAAAAACUCCCUCACUCUCCAAACCGUCCUCAAAAACCUUCUUCUUGCUCAGCAGAGCGCUGGCUCGCCGGACACUAAGCUGGUAGAAAUUCUUACAUUUUAUGGAAGAAAAGCUGUGUCGAUUUCUUGAUUCAAGUUUCCGCUCCCGAGGUCCAUCACGAGGCGGACGACUUGCAGACCUGGAUACAGACUCAAGUCUUCAGAUCUCUUUUGUGUGUCACAGAUGCACCAGUCCAGAUAAGAUCAAACAAGAACGACUCUGGGAGAAGGAAGAACUGACGUUAACCAAUCACCACCAGCUGUACAGUUCUCUGCGAUGCCAUGUGAUAUGAAAUAACCGAAAUCGAUUUAUUAAAAACAUAAAUUUUAUGCACAAAUAUUUUUUUAAUAAAUGCAAUUUUAUUUUCUUUGAACAUACCCUAGUUCCGCUGCAAAUGUGAGCUGCCUGACCUUUUUUAAGUGUAGUUACGCUGGGCAGAAAAAUUGUGUGUUUCUCAGACAAAGAUCGCUCACGGCAAUUCACAGAGCAACUCAACAUGAUCAUUUAGCUGACGGUGGGACAGAAGUUUCGAGAAAAACAGAUACAAAAGUUAAAUGAGUUUAAUCACACCAUGAGCAUAUCUGUACAAAUAUGCCUCCCGACAUGCAAAGGUAGAAAUCUAUACAUUUUUAAUUAUGAAAGGGAAUAUAUUUUAUAUAAACCUUAGAAUAUAGGUAGGGGACAUGAAUGGCAAAAUUGAUUUGCAUUUUGAUUAAUGUAUCUGGCCUCCUCUAUGUCAGCUCAGAGAGAUGUUGAAUUUCUCUAGGCACACAUUUUUAGUUAUGCAGUUUGGCUGAUGUCACAUGUUUGUAUCUUCCAUGACUAAAUGAAUUUGGUGGACAUCACAUUUUAAUUAAAAGAAGAAAAAAAAAUGAAACAAGAAAAAAACAAAAUAUGUAAUGGUUAGAUUUAAAUAAGUGGCUUGCCUUGGGAAAGUUAAAAUCUCAACAUAAUAAAGUUACCUCAACAAAUGGCAUCAAACCUCACCUUAAUAACAAAAGGCUAUUUACAACCACAGUAAGGGAUAUGUGAAAGUAUCAUUUGACUGUAUCUAAUGCAGUGCUUAGAUGUAAGUGUUCUAAGUGAUUUCUCAUCAGUCUCUCUGACGAUUUCUGUAGAAGGCACAGCAUUGGGACAUUAGUUAAAAAUGAAAAACUCCUUUUUGCUGUGUUGUGUCUGAUAUUCUUUCUGUUAAGCCGAGUGUGUAGUGUAAGGGGCUGUGUUGGCUCAACUCACUUCUUUCAUUUUAUCAGCUGGGAGCCAGUUACCUUUUCACACUUGAUCCUGCCAUUUUCAGAGACCAGGGUGACAUUCCAGCUGUGGGCCCACACCUCUGCAUUGCAUCAGUGAUGCCUAUCAGCUGUCUGACUUUGAUUGUACCUGCUCUGUGUCACAUCACGGAGGGAUUUCAGAUUGGCAUAACAAAAUGAUAUUUGUACACAUACGCACACACAAACACAAACACACACACACGCACAGGCACACACACGCCUACAUGUGCACAAACAUGCACACACGUGUGUACUUGUCCACACACACAUGGACACAUUAAUCACUAUUUCAUAUAAUAUAAUCAUAAGCGUUAUGUACUGACAUGUUUGCAUUAUUGCGUGCAAUGUGGUUAUUCCAAGCGCAUUACAUUACAGCCUUUUUAAAAUUCAGUGCAUGUCAAAGGUAUUAAAUGUGACCAAACUUCCUCCAUCAUGUCGGACUUAAGUGAACUCACAGCUGUCAUGGGGCCUGUGUUUUACAUCAUACCACAAUUCAGAUAUUUCAUUAAUCUAUUUUUGAAACAAAAGAAAAAAACAAUUACAUCCUCCAUUUAGGAGAACAAUUAUGCAUUGUCUUUGCUAUUGUGAGCAUGCAGUUUGAAGGAAGAUGGAGGGGUCUGGCAUGUAAACUCAUCUUCCCCUUUUAUUGAUUCCAGAAAGGAUCAUUUUCAAAUGGAAAGCAGCUUGUUUCAGCAUGGUCAAAAAAUCCUGCUUUAAACAUCUUGAACAACCCUGCAAAUACUCGCAUAUCUAUAUCGAAUCAUGUAUCAUGAUACAUUUGAAAAAAAGAUUAUAUAGUGAUUAAUUUGAAAUAAAAUGUAGUUAUCUCAACCCAAUACACUAUUAUUUGGAUGAUAAUUUCAGUAUGCAGUUUGGUUAACGUUGAAUGGUAAACAAAAUGUCUUGUUACAUUAAUAAACUAAAAAUGUAACAUUACAGUCAUUUUGCAUUAUGAGCGUUGCUAAUGUCCAGUGAUUGUGUAUGAGGAAGAUAACAAAAAAGCUGGUGACAGUUCCCUAAAAAAGCUGGUGGGUGAGUAAAAUGACACCACCAGAUGGUGCUAGAGUACGAGUACCAAUUCUUUGCCACCUAAAAAUAAACUGAGCAGUAAAAUGGAAAAUGCAGAGUUCUAAAAUUAAAUGUGUCAUUUGCUUAUAGGGUGGAUGUAUAUAACCAGAAUGUCAUGAGUAUAUUCAAGCCAAAUAGAUACUUUAGCUCCCUUCAAAAUGAUGGUGGCAAUUACAUCACGAGGCAAUGACAAGAUUCUGCACCCAUGGCUUGCUUUAAGACUCAGCGGGUCAUCCUAGUGAUUGUUUGUGCAGAGCGGCAAGUUUGCUAUGUGAGAAUAGGGACACUUCAUAUGAUAAUGUGUCAUGCCGAUUUAUCAAUGAGUAAAGUUUAGGACUCCCACACCGCCUAACAAGUAUCACCGUAAGCUUUUUUGCAAGUGUAACUGAAUCAAAUUUUACAUUCGCUUUGUAAUGCCAUGAUUUAAAAUAGCACAAGUACUGCCCUCACACUCAUUUUAAAAUACAAACAAAUAACAAAUAGUGACUUUUACCCUGUUAGAGGCAGGGACCUUACAUUUUGCUGACAAGAUUCUGUAGCUUAUAACUCAGCAGAUGUCUCCUGCAUCUCUUCAUCCUCCAUGAACACGCAAAGUAAAAUAAUGAAGAAACCUAAGAGAGGCCUACUCUAUUGAAGAUGCAAAUGGAGCUAUUCCAUCUCAUGGAUUAUACACCAGCACUGGAGUCAAAUACAUUCAUGCAAUUCAGCCAAUGCAGUAAAUUAAUUGAAAUUGAAUUCAUUAAUUGAAAAAAAUCCAUAAAACAUUGCAUAUCAUUUUCAAUACAAUGACUGUAUCUUUAUUUUUCAUGAAUUUUGAAAAUUGAAAAUAAAUUUACCCUGGUGCUGCUAUAUACAUCUGGAUAUGAUAUUUUAAGCACAUUUUCAUAAGACAGCAAGUUAAUGCUAUCCCAAUAAUAAUAAUAAUAAUAAUUAGUCAUAGAAGUAGUAGUUGCAGUAAAUUUGUAUUACAGUUAAUACCUAAAAUGAAUGCACUGAAAUUUGCAGGUUACUGAAUCUAUUCCGGUUAAGUAGCUCAAGGGUACAAUGUGGGCACUCCCCAGUGGGAAGUAAAAAAAACAAUGGUGGUGAGAAAAGAAAAAAACAACACCCUUGUGAGAAGAAAUAUCAGGAGAAUCCCAGAUGACAAAAUUUGCCCCUCCUACUGUGGCUCAAAUCAACCAUACAACCUUCAAGGUGCAAGUCCUGUUCUUUACCCAUUAUGUUACACUGCCACCCAAUGUUCAGAUGGGUACAUUGUAAUUCUUAAAAAAUGAAAUGUCUUUUUGAUUUUCUGUGGAUGAUUGUUAUUCAUUCAGUUCUUUUAACGUUGGUUAUUUUAUGGCCGUGUAGGUGUGUAGCUCUGGAGAGUUUAUUGACAGAGUUACACAAGUUCUGCAACAUUGAACAGUUGGUUGGCUGUUGUGCAUUUUGGGAUUGAUCUUAUUCAUGGUUCUGUAGUUUAGCUGCCUAAAAAUGAAACAUUUUGUUCACUGAAUUCUUGAUUUCUCGACUGGCAGCAUUAUGAGAUAUAUCUUGCCGCUGGAGGAUGGAGUCAAAUCCUAAAAAUCCUGGUCAACUGAAAACCAGGGUCCUUAUUUUAGCAACCACUCAAGGCACUGCACUGUGUGAACUACAAGGGGUUGUUCUUUCUGGUACGUUCUCCUUUAAAUUGUUUUUAAAUGGAGUGAAGUCAAAUACAAAUGUUAUUAUUAUUUUAUCCUUCGCACUUUCCUGAACACUACUUCAUUUAAUUUAAACAUUCAUUUAAGUGAUGCCUUUUGCAAUGAGAUAAUUUAUGUGACACAAAUUUUGAAUGACCACAUCCUCUUCAGAUGGUAGGAUAAAGAAAAAAGAAAAGAAAAACACAGGGCCAACUUACAUUUUAAUAAUAACACUGGGUAACAUUGCUUAGGAAUAAGGAACACAAGAGCUCACUUUGAUCAGGGCAAAAGGCACUAAUUAAUGAACAGGGUAGGACAAACGAAAACAGGUCAAAACGUCAGUCCUACCCUGUUAAUUAAACAGUGUCUUUUGCCCUGAGCAAAGUGUCCUCCAGUGUUCUUUAUUUCGGGCCAGUCCCGAAGUGUCCUGGUAAGGAGCUUUUCUCUAAUUGUUUGUUGUAACUUGGCCUCAUUUUGAUAUCAAUAUUUUUAACGACAGGCCUAGAUUUUGCUAGAUUUAAUAACUUAUAGACAGCGCUUUGUAUGAGUGAGUAACUUGUCAUUUUUGUUAAUGGAAAAUGCGGUUUAUUGAGAUUCAUUUGUAGCUGAGCUGAGGUCUCGUCCAAAAUGUAAGCUUUAACCAGUCGGCUGCCUAGAUUCACCAUUGUAUAUAGUUAUCUCCCUCUAGUGGCCAGGUGUGGCAAAUACUGUGAACUGCUUUUGCAGUAGGCAGAAAACAAUUCGACGAGGGAGAUCAGCAUUACGAAAACAAUGGAUGACUUUUCCCAUUCUUGUUGGCCGAUGCUACAACAGUGAUAAUCAUAGCUAUUGAAAUCUCAAAAUAUUUGAUGAAUAGCCUUGAUUAGAUCUAACCUCUUCUAUUUAAUUUAGCAAACUUCAUUAUGAAGCCUACCUUAAAACUGCUCUCCGUGCAGUUACGACAUGCAUCCCAAAAGGACAGAACCGGGCGUUUGAACCUCGAUGAAUGUAUGCCGAUGUUGUUCCUGUCUAUGUGCUGCGUUAAUCAAUGAGCGCGGUUAUUUCCCUACUCGCGGCAAGUGGAGUGAGAGAAGAAACUGUCACCCUUAGCAUGGGGGCUGAGAGAGGGCACAAAGGCCCUCUUGUAGAAGUCUUAUACAAACCCCCAUGUGCACAAGAAAUCCACACAGAACCUGACCCCUUCGGCAACGAGCACACACUUAAGGUUGAUAAAAUGAAACCGUCAGUUGUUGCUGCUAUUCUCCUGCUGGGACUUUUGACCAGCGACGCGAUGCCUUCAAGUCGCGUGUCCUGCUACAAGAAGGUUUUGAAGGACAGAAACUGUCACCAUGUCGCAAAUGGCAUCGAUCUGAUGCGACCCAUCGAUUCUCUCCAGAAUCACUUCUGGGAAGGAAACAAAUGCGAUAUGGUCUGCUACUGCAAUUUCAAUGAGCUUCUCUGCUGUCCCAGGGAUGUUUUCUUCGGACCCAAGAUCUCCUUUGUGAUACCGUGCAAAACUCGCUGAGAGAGAUCUGUCUGCAGUCGGCCUUCAGCUUGAGUUGAUGGAAAAAUCUUACCUGACACCAUGUUGGUGCUGGUCUGAAUAGCUAUACAAUUAGCUCUUGUGACCUGUGCGCUGUGAAGUUCAUUUUGUAUUUUAUAUGGAUAUAACCAAAUUAUUAGCCUACUAAAAUGCCAGCACCAACAUGGAAUCAAAUCAGCCUGGCCGUGUUUCAUUUGGGAAUGAGAUACAUAAAUGGAUCACUAUACUAAUGUAUGUAACAUUAUUAGAAUUUCAUAUGAGCAUUACUUGUAUUUGGCCACAUUCACUGAACAUGUGCCACAGCAGCUAUUCAAACUGGUCAUACAUAUUUCAUGCAAGUCUUAUUCUUACCUUUAUGACAAUUGAACAGCCCUCUCUUUGUGAUUGAUUUGCUACAGUUGUAUAGUCAUAUCUAACUAGACUGACACCAACUGUGACAUUUCAGGAAAUGCUAUACGUUACCGAUAAAGAAAGAUGAGUUAUACCAGCAGGAACGCUUAGAUAAUGGACAUGAGUGAACUAUUACGAAAGGAAAUAAAUCCCAUAUUUUAUCGGUAUGGGCACUGUAAAAACAUGAGCUAAGUUAGAACACUCAUGUCCAAAAUACUGUAUGGGUACAAGUGCUGGGCAGAAUGCAAAUCAAUAGGAAAAAUCAGCCUACAUACUGCAGUGGACAGUUUUUUAUGAUGACAUCCUGAGGAACACCCCUUUGGGCCAAAACAUUAAUGUUUUGAUUAUUAAAUUGUAUCAUUUUUCAUGAACUACAGUGUGCAACUAUAUAUUUUUUCCAUUCCCAACACAUUACCAUCAGUAUUUUAACAAGAGUAAUAACACAAAAGUAAUGCAGACUCGCUGGUUACUCAGUAAACAGAGUCUGCUGCCGUAAUUAUCAUUUUAUGCAAACUCAAUGCUGUAUAACAAUGUCAUUGGUAUUACAUUCAAUCUGGUGGCUGUAAGACAAGGUGUUUAUGUUUUAAACUCUGCAACUUGGUAUUUAGCAAAGUGUAUUUUAAUCUAUAGGAAAACUAAUAAAGAAAGAUGGAAUGUGUUUAUAAGCUGCUCUAAAUGUCACAAUAUAUUCCUUAAAUUGUACUGCAUUAUUGUAAAAAAAAAAGAAUAUGACAAAAAAAGA